AUGAGUGCCUCUUUACACAAACAAAAAGACUGGGCUGCCAAGGAGUGGGUCGUGCUGCAGUUCAGCAGCCACAAGCACCGGGGCAUCGUCCACCUCGGUGAUGAGGAUCGCUUCGCAUACCUGGCCUUGGAGCCAAACUUGGACAGCAGCGACAUGGACCCAGUCGUUCGCAGGGACGUGACGCAGGGGGAAGUCCCGGAUGCCUGCAAAUGGACCCUUGUGCAUGCUGAUGGGGAGACAUCGGGGAAGCCACUGCAGUGCGACAUGCCGUUGCUACUGCGUGGGAAGUACAAUGACUGCCUUUCCGUGGGCCGCUCCCUUUGGGGAACCCAGGUGCCCCAAGCACGGAGAUCUGGAAAGAGCCUGGUGUGCAAGGGGCGGAAUGCUCGCGUCCCCGACCUUCGCUUCCGCAUCGUGCGGGCGGGCAUCCCUUUCAGUGCUGAGCCUUUGUACCCUUCUCUGCCUCCGCCUUCACCUCCACCCCCACUCCUGGGGCCCGAAGCAGAAGGGGAGCUUUUCGGAAACAAGUCCUUCGAAGAGCAGGAGCGCGUGCUCCUGGAUGACCUGCUGUUUUGUCUCCAGGGCUUUGAGGGCACCUUUGUUCGCAAGAGUCCCAGUUCCACGGAGCACCUCUUUGAAGUCGAGGUGCCCCCGGGAGGCGAUACAUCUACGGCCCAGUUUGUCCAGCAGCUCCUGCCACUCUGCAGCCACCACGCCUUCGUGCAAGAGUUCGUGCUGCAGCACAGCAAGUACGAGUACGGCACCGUCAACCAUGCACUCUGCGCAGCACUGCGGGAGCUCUUGCGGGAGUUUGCCAGCAAGGUGGCCCACUGGGAGGUGUCCUUCCACGCGGGGGAGCUGAGCCUGGCAGAGCUCUGGUACCAGUGCCAGGCCUCUAUGGAUACCUUCGCCUUGCUGCACCGCGUCACGGCGCACGUGUCUGGUCAGCUGGGUGGGGCGGUCUUGAACGGCAUUGAGGAGGUGAUGACCAAGACCAGCCUGUCUGCCGCCCAAGAUCUUUGCGAGCAUUUGCUGCAGCAGGCCUCACGGCCAUACUUUGACAUGGUGUCCAGGUGGGUCUAUGAGGGCCAGCUACAAGAUCCUUAUGGCGAGUUCUUCGUGUCGGAGAGCCCUCGUGUCCGUGAUGAACGGACCGGCGGCCCAGCGGCCGAUUUCUGGCAGAAGCAUUUCACUCUGGACGAACGGGCGGUGCCCCAGUUCCUAGCAUCUGGACGCGAGCGCAUUCUCCAUGCAGGCAAGUAUCUCCACAUCUACUUCUCGGCCUCUGGGAAGCAGUUGCCUGAGCCAAUCGGCGGCCGGGCCCCCUUCCGCUACUCCCGGCGACGGCGAGACUAUGCAGAGGCCAUUGAUGUGGCAUAUCGCCGAGCCGCCGCGGCACUCCUCGACCUCUUCAUGAAGCCCCAGCCGGAAGGCUUGGAUUUGCUGGGGCGGCUGAAGUCAUUGCGCCACUUCUUCUUCUUGAGCAAGGCGGACUGGUUUGGGCAUUUUCUGGAUACUGCAGGAGAGUUGGAGCGGCCAGCAGAAGAGAUACCCUUGGCUCGGCUGGACAGUCUUCUUGAUCUUGCCGUGCGUGCUUCGUCCUUGGCAACCGACCCAUACCGCGAAGACAUCUCUUGUGGGCUCCACUCUUUCCGCGUAGAGGACGCCUGCCACCGAAUGGUGAAGGGCUCCGCUGAAGACCCAGACAAGGACGAAGCAUCCAUUUCGGGUGUCACAGCAUCUGCGCCUGCCAGCGUGGGGAGCGAUGGCUCGGGCGUGAGAUGCCUGACUCUCAAGUAUCGCACGGCUUGGCCGCUUUCCAUCCUCUUCUCCCGCACCACCCUCCUGAAGUAUCAGGUCAUCUUCCGGCACCUCCUCUACUGUCGCUAUGUCGAGCGCAAGCUCGUGGAGGUUUGGGUGGACCACCAAUGCACCAAAGAUUUGGGCCUCGACUCCACCUUCAGCCCCUACUACUCUCUCCGGCAACGGAUGCUGCACUUCUGCCGGGACUACAUCUACUAUGCCACCGUGGAGGUCUUGGAGCCAAAGUCCCAUGAGUUCCUUGCAACACUGCGGCAGGCAGAGACCAUCGAUGACGUGCUCCACUGCCAUGAGAGCUUCCUGGAAGCCUGCUUGCGGGAAGUUGUCCUUACGGAGCGAGACCUCUACAGGCAUCUCUCCAAAGUCCUGCAGACAUGCUUGACCUUUGCCCACAACCUGCGCAGGUUCUCACACAGCAUUGGCGUAGAGCCCCUGGAAGAGCCGGAUGGAAAGACCCAGACCCCCGCGGAGAGGAGGCUGGCGAAGACUCGGCACAGCACGCAGCGCUAUCUGUCCUUGCUCUCGCAGAGGCAAUACUCAAAGAUGAUGGCCAAGUGGAAGACGAUCUUUGAGAGCCAGCUCCAGGCGUUCCUGCGGCAGAUCCAGCAGGAGUCCAAGGCGCGCUAUGAGCACUUCCUGAGCAACUUAGCGACGCGCCUCGACUACAACGACUACUACUCCUCCGUGCUCACAGGCCAACCCGACAUGCCGCCCUCGUGA
This is a messenger RNA of Symbiodinium natans, 2541 nucleotides long. Lineage: Eukaryota; Dinophyceae; Suessiales; Symbiodiniaceae. The record is from the annotation of a GenBank genome assembly.